AUGAGUAAAAAUAAUCUGUUGGAAAUUGUACCAUUCACCAAGGAAGAACAGGAGGAAUGCAAGAAACUUUUUACCACUGAUAUCACCGAGUACCUCCACGUGUGCCCUACCCGAUGCGUACUAACGGAGGCGUACGGGCUGCAUGCGGCGAACAUUUACAACAUGCCCUUACGCAGCGAUGACAUCGUUGUCACCUCGUUUCCGCGGUCAGGAACUACAUGGACGCAGGAGCUAGUGUGGCUGAUAACAAACGAAUUAAACUUUGAAAAAGCAAAAUCUGUGCCGCUAGUAGACAGAUACCCACUUCUGGAAGGCAAUCCAAACCAAGUUGCUGUAGGAGGACAGGACCUGAAGGGGAAAAGGGCGCGUCGCGUAGCUAACUUUUUCGGUAAAAGUUACAGCGAGGAACAGCUGGACCAGCUGUGUGACUACUUGAGCUUCGAGAACUUCAAGACAAAUGAAUCUGUAGAUCUGAAAUAUCUUCGCGAUACAGGCAUUUGUGAUACGCAAAAGAAGAGUUUCAUCAGGAAAGAUAAGCAUUUUGUGCAAGUCAGCGGUUGGCGCGAGUACUUUGAAGGAGAACUAGCGGUGCAGGUUCAGAACUGGAUAGAUGAGAACCUGCGGGACACCGACUUGCGCUUCCCAUCACUUUAA
This is a messenger RNA of Hyposmocoma kahamanoa, 654 nucleotides long. Its product is annotated as sulfotransferase 1C2-like. The record is from RefSeq and is a predicted model, not a curated record. The coding region runs from base 1 to 654 and encodes 217 amino acids. The transcript is spliced from 7 exons. Gene Ontology annotation, biological process: sulfation. Gene Ontology annotation, molecular function: sulfotransferase activity. Gene Ontology annotation, cellular component: cytoplasm. NCBI's taxonomy places the organism in Eukaryota, Metazoa, Arthropoda, Insecta, Lepidoptera, Cosmopterigidae.